AUGCUUCAGUGUAUAUUUCUCAUCUCCGAUUCCGGAGAGGUGAUGCUGGAGAAGCAGCUUAGUGGUCACCGCGUCGACCGAUCUAUAUGUGCUUGGUUCUGGGAUCUCUCUAUCAUCUCUCAUGCCCAUUCCUUUCAGUCACUUCCAGUGAUUGCUUCACCAACGCAUUACCUAUUCCAAUUUCUUCGUGAUGGCAUCAACUUCUUAGCUUGCAGUCAAGUCGAAAUGCCACCAUUGAUGGCCAUCGAGUUUCUUUGCAGAGUAGCUGAUGUUCUGUCUGAUUACCUUGGCGGCCUAAACGAAGAUCUCAUCAAGGAUAAUUUCAUCAUUGUCUAUGAGCUUUUGGAUGAGAUGAUCGAUAACGGUUUCCCUCUCACAACAGAACCAAGCAUCCUCAGGGAAAUGAUAGCUCCACCCAAUAUAGUCAGCAAAAUGUUGAGUGUUGUUACGGGCAAUGCUUCCAACAACGUUAGUGACACCCUCCCAAGUGGGACUGCCUCUUGUGUCCCGUGGAGACCCACCGAUCCAAAGUACUCUAGCAAUGAAGUCUAUGUCGACCUUGUUGAAGAAAUGGAUGCAAUUGUGAACAGAGAUGGUGAGUUGGUUAAAUGCGAGAUAUAUGGUGAAGUUCAAAUGAGUUCACAGCUCACUGGUUUUCCCGAUUUGACAUUGUCUUUUGCGAAUCCCUCGGUGUUAGAAGACGUGAGGUUUCACCCCUGUGUCCGCUUCAGACCUUGGGAAUCUCAGCAAGUUCUCUCGUUUGUCCCUCCAGAUGGACAGUUCAAGCUCAUGAGUUACAGGGUGAAGAAGCUGAAGAACACACCUUUAUAUGUAAAUCCUCAAAUAACAUCAGAUUCUGGUACAUGCCGAGUUAGCGUGUUAGUGGGGAAAGAUGAUUGAGUCGAUAACCUUGAGUUUCCAGCUUCCUCAGUGUGUUUCAUCAGCAGAUCUCUCGUCAAAUCAUGGAACUGUAACCAUUCUCUCGAACAAGACAUGCACAUGGACAAUUGGGCGAAUCCCAAAGGACAAGACUCCAUGUUUGUCGGGGACUCUAGCGCUUGAAACGGGGUUAGAACGGCUUCAUGUGUAUCCGAUAUUCAAACUCGGGUUUAAGAUAAUGGGCAUUGCUCUUUCUGGCCUAAGGAUAGAGAAGCUUGAUCUUCAAACUCUCCCUCGUUUGUACAAAGGGUUUCGUGCUCAGACACGCGCUGGAGAGUUUGACGUCAGGUUGUAGUUUUCUGCUAAGUUUGCUUUUC
Messenger RNA from Eruca vesicaria subsp. sativa (arugula), 1256 nucleotides. NCBI's taxonomy places the organism in Eukaryota, Viridiplantae, Streptophyta, Magnoliopsida, Brassicales, Brassicaceae. The record is from the annotation of a GenBank genome assembly.